UUCAUGUAUACUCUUCAGAAUUCUCGUUAUACUUUCCUCGCGUCUCGCUCCAAAGAAAUCGCUUCACACUUUCUUGGAUUCUAGGGCAACUUUCUCCGCAAAAUCUUUUUCUUCCAACUCAAGCCAACUGUGAUUGCAAAUAAAACCGCGCCUUCAGUGCCACGAUCAUUGUUCUGAUGGAAACUAGGGCAUGAAUUGGCCAAGCCCGCGCAGGAAAGAGAAUCAAAAAUGUUCUUCAGCGGCGAUCCUUCUAACCGAAAACGUGUUGAUUUAGGUGGUCGCAGCUCAAAGGAAAGGGACAGGAAGAACCUACUUGAGCAGACACGAGUAGAACGCAACCGGCGCCUAUGGUUGCGCCAGCAGAACUCUGCUGCACUGAGAAUUCAGAAAUGCUUCAGAGGGAGAAAAGCUGUCAGAACUGAACAAUCUAAGUUGCGAGAGAAGUUCUAUAAAGCCCAUGGGAAGUACUGUCAGAAUGUAGACAGGAAUUCUUUUGGUCUGGAGUCUGAUUUCCUCUACCAGUUCCUCUUUUUCUUUAAGGCAGAAAACAAUGAUGAUUUUUUAGCUCUUGUGCAUAUAUGCCGAUUGAUUCAGUGGUUUGUUCAAGACAAUGGGGAUGUUGUGAGGCUUUUUGCGGGUGUGGAUUACUCAUCCACGUGUACUUUGGUGAACUACCGAGUGAAGCAAUUUGUACAUGCUUGUAUUCGUGCUCUACAUCAUAAUAGAAAUCAGUUGAAGGAUCAACUUUUAUUAACUCCUGAGGAAUUGAAUAUGUCAGCUAUUCCUUUAUUGGAAGCUUUGGUAUUGUUAAUUGAUCCCAAAUUGUCGUGGAGCUGUAAUAUAGUAGGAUAUCUCUUUCAAAACAAUGCAUUCAGCCUACUCAGAGAGAUCAUUCUUACAGGAAAGGAUAAUGCAGAAAAUUGUUUUUCCAUUGGAAAGGGAUCAUCAUUGGAGCGUAUGCUUAUGGCUGUAAUAUGUCACGUUGGUCAGAAGCCAUGUAUCUGUUCACAUAUCAAUCCAAGAUAUAGCUUUUCUUCACAGAUCAUUACGAUUCCUUUCUUGUGGCAUCUUUUCCCAAACUUAAGACAGGUUUUUGCAGCAGAGGACCUAAGCCAAUGUUACAUUCAUCAAAUGGCAACGUUUGGUCAAAAUCUGAUCAAUUUACUACCUAAGGAUAUAUCAAAUGAAUUUCCUAGCUAUGCCUGUAUCCUUGGAAAUAUAUUAGAAACUGCUGCAAUAGCUUUGUCUCAUCCUGACUGUUCACUUGAUAUGGCCAUAGACCUUGCUGCUGUUACUACGUUUUUGCUCGAGCCACUCCCAUCUGUGAAAACAUCCAAUAGUAUAGAUGGUUCUAUGAUUGUUGAGGAUGACAUAAUUGGAAAUGAUGAAGUCACGGAAGUAGCUUUAGAUAGGAAAUUGGAGCAGCAAAUUUAUAAUGGCAUAAAUCCUCGCUUCCUUCUGCAACUGACAAAUAUACUAUUUAAAGAGAUUUCAUCUGUCAGUGGUUCAGAUUAUGCACCAGAUGAUAGAGAGGUUUCAGCUGUUGGGGCGGUUUGUUGGUUUUUAUAUGUUACCUUCAGCAAACUGCCACUUGAACGGAUUAUGACUGUGCUUGCUUACAGAACUGAACUUGUUCCAAUGCUUUGGAAUUUUAUGAAGCGGUGCCACGAGAAUAAAAAAUGGUCAUCUUUGUCUGAGUGGUUAUCAUACCUCUCGGGUGAUGCACCUGGUUGGCUGUUACCUCUGGCUGUGUUCUGUCCGGUCUACAAACACAUGCUUAUGAUAGUUGAUAAUGAAGAAUUUUACGAGCAGGAGAAACCACUAUCACUGAAGGAUAUUAGAAGCCUUAUCAUUAUAUUGAGACAGGCUCUGUGGCAGCUACUGUGGGUGAAUCAUACCACAUCUGCUAAUUCGGUGAAAUCUGUUCCAGUUAGUUCCGCUAGUAAGAGGCAGUCUGUUCAAGCCAUUCAACAGAGGGUUAGCGUUGUUGUCUCUGAGCUUCUCUCCCAGCUGCAAGAUUGGAACAACAGGCGGCAAUUUACUUCCCCCAGUGACUUCCAUGCUGAUGGGGUGAAUGACUUCUUUAUCUCUCAGGCUUUAAUGGAGCAUACACGAGCAAAUGAAAUUUUGAAGCAGGCCCCUUUCUUGAUACCAUUUACAAGCAGGGUUAAAAUAUUCUCUUCUCAACUAGUUGCAGCUAGGCAAAGACAUGGAUCUCAUGCAGUAUUGACUAGAAACCGGUUCAGAAUCAAACGAGACCGUAUUUUGGAAGAUGCUUAUAAUCAAAUGAGUCAGUUGUCAGAAGAUAAUCUUCGAGGAUUGAUUCGUGUGACUUUUGUCAAUGAAUUUGGAGUUGAAGAAGCUGGAAUUGAUGGCGGUGGAAUAUUCAAAGAUUUCAUGGAGAACAUUGCACGUGCUGCGUUUGAUGUACAGUAUGGAUUAUUUAAGGAAACAGCAGAUCACCUGCUUUAUCCUAAUCCUGGAUCAGGAAUGAUACAUGAACAACAUUUCCAAUUUUUUCACUUUCUUGGUACUCUUCUUGCAAAGGCUAUGUUUGAAGGAAUCCUGGUCGAUGUACCAUUUGCCACAUUCUUCUUGAGCAAAUUGAAACAAAAGUACAACUAUUUGAAUGACUUGCCUUCCUUGGACCCAGAACUAUAUCGUCAUCUUAUUUUUCUCAAGCAUUAUGAUGGUGAUAUUUCGGAGUUGGAACUAUACUUUGUUAUGGUAAAUAAUGAAUAUGGCGAGCAAACAGAGGAGGAACUGCUUCCUGGAGGAAGGAACCUACGUGUCACUAAUGAGAAUGUCAUUACUUUUAUUCAUCUUGUCGCCAAUCACCGCUUGAAUUUUCAGAUACGCCAACAAAGUUCUCAUUUCUUGAGGGGAUUUCAGCAACUUAUUCAGAAGGAUUGGAUUGAUAUCUUUAAUGAGCAUGAACUUCAGCUUCUGAUAUCAGGUUCAAUUGACAGCUUGGAUUUUGAUGAUUUGAGGCUGCAUACAAACUAUGCAGGAGGCUAUCAUAGUGAGCAUUAUGUGAUUGAGAUGUUCUGGGAAGUUCUCAAAGGCUUUUCAUUGGAAAACAGGAAGAAAUUUUUGAAGUUUGUGACAGGUUGCUCUCGUGGGCCAUUGCUUGGUUUUCGAUAUCUUGAACCUUUGCUAUGCAUACAAAGGGCUGCUGGUAAUGCUUCUGAGGAAUCUCUUGAUCGAUUACCGACAUCAGCUACUUGUAUGAAUCUACUAAAGCUUCCGCCUUAUAGAAGUAAGGAGCAAUUGGAAACCAAAUUACUGUAUGCCAUAAAUGCCGAUGCUGGCUUUGAUUUAAGUUAAGAGGAGACGUUGGAAUUAACGGUAUCUUUGGGUUUGAUACUACCGGUGGAGAAUGACUCUCCGAUAGACAGUUGUCAGAGUGGCAUUGGAGACGACAAAUAAUCGGAUGGUAUGGAAUGAAGAACAAAAAUACCUAGUGCACGUGCGCGCGCGCGUGUGUAUUAUUUAUCAUGAUUAUCAAUUUGUGUCUUGUGUAAAUGUAAAUAUCUAAAAUAUGAAUUGAUUUUGUAAAGUUCACCCUCUCCCAGGGGUUUUACUGAUAGUUUUCUAUGAUCACUAAAACAAAACUCCACUGGGAUAUUUUGUUAAUUUGUAUCUGAAGGAAAAAUUGCUACUAAUGUUGCUAUC
Molecule: messenger RNA, 3675 nt
Organism: Gastrolobium bilobum
Lineage: Eukaryota; Viridiplantae; Streptophyta; Magnoliopsida; Fabales; Fabaceae
Product: E3 ubiquitin-protein ligase UPL6-like
Exons: 26
Coding region: 229-3327 (1032 amino acids)
Biological process (GO): protein polyubiquitination; ubiquitin-dependent protein catabolic process
Molecular function (GO): protein binding; ubiquitin protein ligase activity
Source: RefSeq, a predicted model, not a curated record